This is a messenger RNA of Penicillium crustosum, 971 nucleotides long. Its product is annotated as putative polyadenylation factor subunit CstF64. Gene Ontology annotation, molecular function: mRNA binding. Gene Ontology annotation, biological process: mRNA 3'-end processing. The record is from RefSeq and is a predicted model, not a curated record. The transcript has 3 exons. Bases 123 to 971 code for a protein of 282 amino acids. NCBI's taxonomy places the organism in Eukaryota, Fungi, Ascomycota, Eurotiomycetes, Eurotiales, Aspergillaceae. Gene Ontology annotation, cellular component: mRNA cleavage and polyadenylation specificity factor complex.
UGAUGCUCGAGCGGAUGAGGUGAGGUCGCGGGCGGUAAGGGAAAGUCGGGCAGAAUCAGCGGCUCUUUGCUUGCCUCGACUUCUUGCCUCUCUCUUACUCGCAUUUCAUUCCCACUGCAAUCAUGGCGCCCGAUCGGACUGGGAAGAGUGUAUUCCUGGGGAACAUCCCCUACAACCUCACCGAGGAACAAGUCAAAGAUAUCCUCAGCACGGCCGGUACCGUUACCAAGUUCCGAUUGAUGAUGAACCCCGAGACUGGCAAGCCCAAGGGUUAUGGAUUCGCAGACUUUGCGGAUGCCGAUGCCGCUGCCUCGGCGGUGCGCAACCUUAACGAUCACGAAGUCAUGGGCCGCAAGAUUCGUGUUGAUUGGCCUCACAACAACGAGAAGGAUUCUGUACCUCCAGAUUACUCGCAGCAGUCGCAACCGAUGAUGAACCAAGAUCCCACACAGCAGCAACCGAUUCAAGGCGUGGAACUCCCGCCUCAAAUCGACUGCCCCAACGCCAUCUCCCACACUCUCGCAUCCCUCCCACCAAACCAACUGCUCGAUGUUCUGACACAAAUGAAAUCUCUGGCGGUUGCUGACCCGGCGCGCGCCACUGAAUUGCUGCGCCAAGCGCCUCAGCUCGCCUAUGCCGUCUUCCAGGCGCUACUCCUCAUGAAUCUGGUCGAAUACCAGCUGCUUGGUUCCAUCGUUGAACAGGCUGCCCAGCCUCCCCAAGUUCCGCAACAGCCAACUCCCCAACAAUUCCAACAAUACGGUGUUCCUGGUCAGAUCUCUACACCGCCUGUCACCGGAACUCCUUUCGCCCCUCCCCCGGUUCAACCUGCCGCCCCGAUGCACGGCCAGGAGGAGCUCCUUCAGCAAGUCCUCAGCAUGCCCCAGGCUACUAUUGAUGCUUUGCCUCCUAUGGAAAGAAGCCAGAUCAUGCUGCUACGCCAGCAAUUGAUGCAGAGCGGCAUGCGGUAG